This is a messenger RNA of Tupaia belangeri chinensis (Chinese tree shrew), 1368 nucleotides long. RefSeq names its product ectonucleotide pyrophosphatase/phosphodiesterase 7 (gene ENPP7). Bases 1 to 1368 code for a protein of 455 amino acids. The transcript is spliced from 7 exons. The record is from RefSeq and is a predicted model, not a curated record. NCBI's taxonomy places the organism in Eukaryota, Metazoa, Chordata, Mammalia, Scandentia, Tupaiidae.
AUGAGACACCCAGUAGCCCUCCUCUCGGUGGCCCUGGCCGCUCUCCUGGCCCUGGGGACCGGGGCGCCUGUCCAGCGGCAAGACUCCCGGAACAAGCUGCUUCUCGUGUCCUUCGAUGGCUUCCGCUGGGACUACGACCAGGACGUGGACACCCCCAACCUGGACGCCAUGGCUCAGGACGGGGUGAAAGCUCGGUACAUGACGCCCGCCUUCGUCACGCUGACCAGCCCCUGCCACUUCACGCUGGUCACUGGCAGGUACAUCGAGAACCACGGCGUGGUGCACAACAUGUUCUACAACACCACCAGCAAGGUGAAGCUGCCCUACCACGCCACGCUGGGCAUCCAGCGGUGGUGGGACAACGGCACGGUGCCCAUCUGGAUCACCGCCCAGAGGCAGGGCUUAAAGACCGGCUCCUUCUUCUACCCCGGGGGGAACGUCACCUACCAAGGGGAGGCUGUGACGCUGAGCCGGAAGGAAGGCGUCCUGCAUGACUACAAGAACGAGCAGGAGUGGAGGGCCAACAUCGACACCGUGAUGCGCUGGUUCACCACGGAGGACCUGGACCUGGUCACGCUCUACUUCGGGGAGCCGGACUCCACGGGCCACAGGUACGGCCCCGAGUCGCAGGAGAGGAAGGCGAUGGUGCAGCAGGUGGACAGGACCGUGGGCUACCUCCGCGCCAGCAUCGAGAGCCACGGCCUCACGCACAGCCUCAACCUGAUCAUCACGUCCGACCACGGCAUGACCACCGUCAACAAGCAAGCCAGCGACCUGAUCGAGUUCCACAAGUUCCCCAACUUCACCUUCCAGGACAUCGCGUUCGAGCUGCUGGACUAUGGGCCGAGCGGCAUGCUGCUCCCCAAGGAGGGCGCGCUGGAGAGGGUGUAUGACGCCCUGAAGGACGCGCACCCCAGGCUCCAUGUCUACAAGAAGGAGGAGUUCCCCAAGUCCUUCCACUAUGCCAGCCACCCCAGGAUCACGCCCCUGCUCAUGUACAGUGACCCUGGCUACGUCAUCCACGGGAGAAUCAACGUCCAGUUCAAUAACGGGGAGCACGGCUUCGACAACGGAGUCAUGGACAUGAAGACCAUCUUCCGGGCCGUGGGCCCCAGCUUCAAGGUGGGCCUGGAGACGGAGCCCUUCGAGAGCGUCGAGGUGUACGAGCUGAUGUGCCGGCUGCUGGGCAUCGUGCCCGAGCCCAACGACGGGCACCCCGACACCCUGCUGCCCAUGCUCCACUCAUCCUCUUCCAGGCCCCCACCCCCAUUGGCAGCGAGGGGCCGGUCUGCACGUCUCCCGAGUGGCCGGCCCUCCCUGGUGAUGGGACUGCUGGGGGCUGUGGUUCUGCUGGCCAAGAUCGCGUAG